AUGGCUUCAAUGCGUCUUUGCAUCGAUGGGAGCACUUUUCGAGACCCUCAGCAGCGGGAAGUUGUCUUAAGAGGCAUCAACAUUGAUGCGACGGCCAAAUACCCGAAAACCCCAGAUAUACCUUCAUACGUCCCGGACGGAUUCUACGAUGGAGAUAAUGUUUCAUUUGUUGGACGGCCGUUUGCUAUUGAAGAUGCCCACACGCAUUUCGAGAGGUUGAAAAAAUGGGGCUAUAAUCAAAUCAGGUACAUCUUCACAUGGGAGGCCAUUGAACAUGCUGGGCCUGCAAAGUAUGAUGAGGAAUGGAUAGCGUUCACAAUAGAAAUGCUACGGGUCCUGAAGCAAUAUGACUUUUAUGUCUAUAUGGACCCUCACCAGGAUGUGUGGUCCCGAUUCUCGGGUGGCUCCGGGGCCCCUAUGUGGACGUUAUAUGCUGCAGGACUCGAUCCUCGGUCGUUCAACGUUACCCAAGCAGCCCUCGUCCAAAACACGUAUCCUGAACCUGCCUCCUUUCCAAAGAUGAUAUGGAGCACGAACUAUACUCGGCUUGUCUGUCAAACAAUCUUUACCUUGUUUUGGGCAGGAAAAGAUUUCGCCCCUAGAGCUAUCAUUAACGGCAAAAACAUACAAGACUUCCUCCAGGAUCAUUUCAUUGCUGCGGUCAGGCAUUUGGCUAAGCGUAUUAACGAAGCUGGUGGCCUUGAAGAUGAAGUAGUAAUCGGCUGGGAAAACAUCAAUGAACCAAAUAGGGGCCUGGUAGGCUACCAGGAUAUAUCAGUUAUCCCCCCGGAGCAACAACUUCAACUUGGCACAUCACCGACUGCCUUUCAAGCAAUGCUGACUGGCUCAGGCCGUGCUUGUGAAAUUACGACCUGGGCCUUUGGUAAUUUUGGGCCCCGCCAAACUGGAAGAGAGUUGGUUGAUCCAAAAGGUACUACUGCCUGGCUCCCGGCGGACUAUGAUGAUAGUAAAUAUGGCUGGAAACGAGAUCCCCAGUGGAAACUUGGAGAAUGUCUUUGGGCGCAACAUGGUGUUUGGGAUCCCGCUACAGAUACGUUGUUGAGAAAAGAUUACUUUGCGAGAGACCCUAAAACUGACGAACAGUUGGAUUACAAUGGCUUCACCAACCAGUACUUUUUAGAUCAUUAUCGAAAGUACAAAAAUGCUAUCAGAAGCGUUCAUGCCAACGCCAUAAUGUUCUGCCAGCCGCCGGUAAUGGAGAUCCCUCCAACGAUCAAGGGAACGGCUGAUGAUGAUCCGAAUAUGGUGCAUGCUGUUCACUUCUAUGAUGGUCUCACUCUUAUGACAAAACACUGGAACCGGUUUUACAAUGUUGACGUGAUCGGCGUCCUCCGUGGAAAAUAUCUUACGCCUGCAUUCGCUAUUAAGAUCGGAGAGACGGCCAUUCGAAAUUGCCUUCGAGAUCAGCUUCAUUUCCUUCGACAAGAAAGUUUAGAACACAUGGGGAACCAUCCUGCAAUUCUUACGGAGAUCGGUAUUCCAUAUGACAUGGACGAUAAAUAUGCUUAUAAGACCGGCGACUAUAAAAGCCAGAUCAGCGCCAUGGAUGCCAAUCAUUAUGCUAUUGAAGGUAGUGGCAUGAACGGCUUUUCACUCUGGACUUACAUGGCAACGGUGUGGAGCUUUCUGUUUCUGACACUGUUUUCUACAACCUUGCUAAUUCGCAAUAUGCAGAAUAUUCACGAAUGGGGCGAUCAUUGGAAUGGCGAAGAUUUAUCGAUCUAUUCCCUCGAUGACCUUGAGUUACCUACGGCGAAAGCACUGGGCCAAGAUCCGCAAAACCAGUCCAGUAUAUCUCUUGACCGUACAUCACCUGCGUUCUCCCAGAGUCGAACUGAUUCACUAAGCACACGCAUAGAGCCAAAUAACUUAAAACAAGCGCUCUCCACUCCGUCUAUAUCAGUUAGUCCAACGUCAAACCCUGAACUCUGCAGUCACAUGGGGUAUCGCGCAGCCGAGGCGUAUAUCCGACCGAGUCCUGUCUCGAUACAUGGAAGUCUAGAGGCAUACGGAUUUGAUUUGCAGAAUUGUACAUUUACGAUGUCGUUGACGUCGGCGACCUCCACUCCAGAAAAUGCACCUACCAUCGUGUAUCUCCCGGAGUUCCAUUAUCCUAGCAUGCAUACCGAUGUUACCGUGAGCGGUGGGAAAUGGGUUAUCGAUGUUGAGAAAAUGGGAUCUGGGAUCGUCCAGCACUUGAAGUGGUGGCAUGCAGAAGGGGAUCAAACCAUUGAGAUUCGUGGUGCAAAACGAAAAGCAGGUGUGGUCGAGGACACCGCUGAUGACGAAGGGUACCUGGAGCAAUGCCGUCGCGAAGCCUGCGCCGUAAUGUAG
Molecule: messenger RNA, 2355 nt
Organism: Uncinocarpus reesii 1704
Lineage: Eukaryota; Fungi; Ascomycota; Eurotiomycetes; Onygenales; Onygenaceae
Exons: 3
Coding region: 1-2355 (784 amino acids)
Biological process (GO): ergosteryl 3-beta-D-glucoside catabolic process
Molecular function (GO): steryl-beta-glucosidase activity
Source: RefSeq, a predicted model, not a curated record